AUGAUCGCAGUCGCAGUCAAGCGAGACGCGAAGAGCCUUCCCAAUCUGGCCUCCUUGGUGGUGCCCAAUGGACCACUGGAUCAGUACAAGAAGGAAAUCGAGGAAAUGUUCCCAAAGCUGACAGCCACACAUGGGAUAUCUGACAUUGCGAAGAGGUUCAACUUCACUGCCAGCAAGAAGGACAUUCAAGACAUCUUGUCUAUUUGGGAGCACUACAAGACUACGUGUAUGAUUUGUAUGAACUUUGACCAAGCUCAGCUGCUAUUGAGCCUCAAUAAGAUGCCAGAAUCGAUCUCCAGCCCUCCUGUGCCCCGAACAUAUCACCAGUCAAGGCCUUUGGUUACUUUCCCUUCAGAUGCCAGAAGCUUCGUUGGUAGAGCGAAGCUCCUCAAGGCGCUCACGGAAGGAUUAGGAGAAUGUAGCCGUAUGGCACUGUAUGUAUGGUCUGGGUGGGGUCGGGUGAGGGAUCUUCCUUCUGAGCAUUCUGAUUUUGUCAACUAUCUGACGGGUGUGUCAGAUGAUGAGUUAGAGUCCGACAAAGAUAUCGGAAUACUGGUCCAGUAUUCUCUAAUUAGCAGGAAUGAGAAUCUUGUCUCAUACAGUACGCACCGACUUGUUCAGCUCACAAGUCGAAUCUGGCUUUCGGGACAGGGUGCGUCAGGCAACUGGAAGGCUGAGGCGCUCAUGGCAGUAUUAUAUGCUUUCACAGCGACACUCUCCGUGGACGAGGAGAAUCUGAUCUGGAAAUGGCCAGAAACAAUCAUCCACACUCUCGCUCUCUUCCAAAGUCCGGCAAUCAACUCACGUUGCAUUCACAAAGAGCAUAGUAGUAGCCUCCGUUUGAGAACGGUGUCUGGCACGAGUGGCAGCCGCUGGCUGCGCACUCCGAAGCAGCGGCCGCCGAGGUGGUGGCUCGAUAAGAUCCUCCGUUGCACCCUGCGGGCUCUGGUACGGCCUCGCGAGGUCUACAAAUGUCAGUCCAUGGCGUCGGAGAGAACGAAAAUGCUCAAAAGUAAGUGA
This is a messenger RNA of Letharia lupina, 1020 nucleotides long. RefSeq lists its product as uncharacterized. The coding region runs from base 1 to 1020 and encodes 339 amino acids. The record is from RefSeq and is a predicted model, not a curated record. The transcript has 3 exons. NCBI's taxonomy places the organism in Eukaryota, Fungi, Ascomycota, Lecanoromycetes, Lecanorales, Parmeliaceae.